Arthroderma uncinatum is the source of this 804-nucleotide messenger RNA. RefSeq lists its product as uncharacterized. Gene Ontology annotation, molecular function: transmembrane transporter activity. NCBI's taxonomy places the organism in Eukaryota, Fungi, Ascomycota, Eurotiomycetes, Onygenales, Arthrodermataceae. The coding region runs from base 1 to 804 and encodes 267 amino acids. Gene Ontology annotation, cellular component: membrane. Gene Ontology annotation, biological process: transmembrane transport. The transcript is spliced from 5 exons. The record is from RefSeq and is a predicted model, not a curated record.
AUGAAUGCACGUUUCUUGACCGACGAAGAAAAAUAUCACGCCGUCAAACGCCUCGCCGAAAACAAAACUGGUAUCGUCAACAAGAGCUGGAAAUGGAACCAGGCAAUGGAAGCCAUUCUCGACCCAAAGACAUGGAUUAUCUUUCUCUUUAAUGUUGCAAUUAACAUUCCUAACGGAGGUUUAAUCACAUUCGGCGGUAUCCUUAUCAAAGAUUUAGGCUUCUCGCCUAUCCAGGCAUCCCUCUUAAACAUGCCCACUGGCGUAAUGUCAACCCUUUCGGCGCUUAUGUUCUCUAGCCUUGCGGCGAGGUGGGUAAAUCGCCGCUGCCUCGUUACCAUGCUCGCGUCCGCGGUCCCAAUUAUCGGGUCUAUUAUUGUGUAUUCUUUGAAAAGUACCAAUAUACCAGGGCAGAUUGUUGGGCUAUAUUUUUUAUAUACAUAUUUCGGCCCUUACGUCGUUGGCAUCUCUAUUGCCCAGGCAAAUACAGCCGGUCACACGAAAAAGAACGUCCAAUACUCAAUCCUAUACAUAGGCUAUGCAGUUGGUAAUCUUAUCGGACCGCAGACCUUCCGCGAGAGCCAAGCACCCGAAUACACAGGCGGAUUCAUUGCAAUGCUCAUUUGCUAUUGUGCCUGUAUAUUGCUCAUGACGCUAUAUUGGGCCGUAGCAGCUUGGAUGAACAAGAAGGCUGAUAGAGCUCGUAUCUCCUCUGCGAUUUCAAGUGUAUACCAGGAAGAGGAUCCGGUUGACCAGUUCUUGGAUAAGUCGGAUUUCAAACAGGCGAAUUUCAGAUAUACUACAUAA